Enhydra lutris kenyoni (northern sea otter) is the source of this 942-nucleotide messenger RNA. RefSeq names its product olfactory receptor 4P4-like. Gene Ontology annotation, molecular function: G protein-coupled receptor activity; olfactory receptor activity. The record is from RefSeq and is a predicted model, not a curated record. Bases 1 to 942 code for a protein of 313 amino acids. Lineage: Eukaryota; Metazoa; Chordata; Mammalia; Carnivora; Mustelidae. Gene Ontology annotation, cellular component: membrane. Gene Ontology annotation, biological process: G protein-coupled receptor signaling pathway. The transcript has a single exon.
AUGGAAAAUAUUAACAACAUCACUGAAUUUGUUCUUUUGGGACUUUCCCAGAAUAAGAAGAUUAGACACUUGCGCUUUCUACUCUUCUUAUUUUGCUACAUAGGUAUUUGGAUGGGAAACUUGCUCAUAAUGAUUUCGAUCACAUGCAGUCAGCUCAUUGACCAACCCAUGUAUUUCUUCCUCAAUAAACUUGCCCUCUCAGAUCUGUGUUAUACCUCAACGGUGGCACCCAAGCUAGUUACCAUCUUGCUGGCAGAAAGUAACAUGAUUUCUUACACCAGCUGUAUGACACAGCUUUUUGUCAUGCACUUCUUCGGGGGGAUUGAAGUCUUCAUCCUCACAGGGAUGGCCUAUGACCGCUACGUAGCCAUCUGCAAGCCCCUGCACUAUGCCGCCAUCAUGAACAGGCGGAGGUGUUAUGCCAUCGUCAUUGCUAGCUGUACUGGGGCAUUUCUGCAUUCUUUCAUCCAAUGUCUCCUUACCAUCAGUUUACCUUUCUGUGGCCCCAAUGAAAUAGAUCACUACUUUUGUGAUGUGUACCCUUUGCUGAAACUGGCCUGCACAGAUGCCUAUAGAGUUGGGAUCCUCGUGGUUGCCAAUUCAGGCGUGAUGGGUUUGGUGACAUUUGUGGUCUUGGUGCUGUCUUACUUACUGAUAUUAUACACCCUUAGGGCUUACCCUGCAGAGAGCCUCUCCAAAGCUCUUUCCAUCUGCACUUCCCACGUCACAGUCGUGCUUCUGUUCUUUGUGCCCGUUCUCUUCAUUUACAUUCGACCGGCUAUGACUUUUCCGGAAGACAAAGUGUUUGCUCUUUUCUACACCAUCAUUGCGCCCAUGUUCAACCCUCUGAUCUACACGUUCAGAAACACAGAGAUGAAGAAUACCUUGAGGAAAGUGUGGUGCCAGAAACUGUGUUUGAGUGGAAGGCAAAUCAUUAUAUAG